AUGGACGCACUGCCAUAUUCUGGAAUCCCGGCGCAUAAAAUAAAGAUCAUCUUCCAAGCUGCAUGCGCACGCCGACAUCGAAAUCCUCAGAUAGAAGACAUCAUUCGAACGACGGGAACCGACGUGGAUCGGGAAGUGGUUUCUGCGAUCCUCGAAGGUGCUCUGCGUCUCCUGCCCCCUGAUCGUUCUGAAGAGGGCGACUCCUUGCGACGCGAGAAAGAGGCCAUAAGAGCGGCACAUGCGAACGCAGCCGAGCAUUCGUUCGUCCAGGCUAUUAAAGAAUGUUACCAAGGAGGCAUGAGGGACGAGUCUCAGCAGAAAAAGGACAUUCGUCAGGCUAUAGAUAAUGGGGUGGAGAAUAUUAUCAAUUUGACACCAGACAUCAUGUUUGACACUCCCGCAGAGUUCAACGGCAAGCAAAUCUGUUGGAUGGAAUUCAAGAACACCUUUGGUUUCAGGAAGAAUCCUUUCAUCCACAGAAAACAUAUCAAGCAGGUGAAAAGAUACAGAGAUGCUCUGGGUCCUGGCGUAAUUGUGUAUAGGCUCGGCUACGAGCAGAACCUUUUCCAAAUCGAGGGAGUGGGAUGCUAUCGAGAGACCGACGUCCUUUCAGCGAUCGGCAAAGGGGUCAGUGCAUAG
Messenger RNA from Cercospora beticola, 639 nucleotides. RefSeq lists its product as uncharacterized. The record is from RefSeq and is a predicted model, not a curated record. NCBI's taxonomy places the organism in Eukaryota, Fungi, Ascomycota, Dothideomycetes, Mycosphaerellales, Mycosphaerellaceae.